Molecule: messenger RNA, 705 nt
Organism: Fusarium sp. VM40
Lineage: Eukaryota; Fungi; Ascomycota; Sordariomycetes; Hypocreales; Nectriaceae
Source: the annotation of a GenBank genome assembly
AUGGGCAGCGUUGAGAACAACCGAACACGGCCAGAAUUCUGCCAAUUACCUUUGCGGAGUGGCGACCCAAAGUAUUCAGCAUGGGGCCUCUGGGGCGAGAAUGAUGAGUUGGGAACACUCAAUCUUCUGACACCUGCCAUUGUCAAAGAUGCCGCCAAAGAGAUUAUCACUGGCACACAGAUUGUUCUCAAUCUAUCUGUUGAUGCAUUCAGCCAACCUAUGAAUCCGGUGAGGAAGCCAUGCAGUCAUAGAAUCAUUGCUAAAGGCCAUGCCAAUGACGAUGAGAUUGGUAUUCAAAACCUUUCGAAGCGAGGCAUCGUCGGACGAGGAGUGCUGCUGGAUUGGGCUACAUAUGCCGACGACAUGUGCAUCAACACAACAUCCCCUUUUGAGGCUUUCGAAAUCCCCCUCUCGCAAUUAAAAGCAGUCGCUGCACAACAAGGAACCACCUUUUGCAACGGCGAUAUCCUCUUCAUCCGCACCGGAUGGUUGAAGGCGUAUCGGAGCCUAAGCCUUAAAGAGCAAGCCGCACUACCUCACAGAAAAGUGCGGACAUCUUGUGGCGUAGAGGCAUCUGAAGAGAUGAUGAAAUGGCACUGGGAGAACCAAUUCUCUGCUGUCGCAAGUGACACAGUGGCCUAUGAGGCUUGGCCCAGUCGUCGGCCAGCUGGUGUUGCCCUCCAUGAGGUGUUUCUUAGUGGCUAG